UUUAGAAUGCUAUCGUGACAUGCAAAACAUCACAAAUCCGUGAGACGAAAGAUAGAGAGCGGUUAGUCCUAAAAGUGCGGAUAUAGUCAAAUGCAAACAGUGCAAGGUUGGAUCAUUUAAAACAGGGCAGGCGUAAGAAGACAGCCUCUAGUGAUCGCUCCAGCUGUGGUUCUUCUUAAAUUAGUUGCAGAUAAAGAAAGACAGUGGCAAAACUUCUGCUACAGUACCUUCUACCUUUUUGCUAAAAUCGGUUGUUCAUAAUUAGAAUGUUACGUGUUUUAGCAUUUUACCAAAGAACUGUUCAUUGGAUCUGAUUUACAUUGUGCAACGACUGCUAGCAUUGUUAAGCGUAUGGACCUAAGAGAACAUUCAAAAUUCAGUCAUCUAAAAAGUGAAGAGUGAUCGCAUCUUUUACUAGAAAAAAAAGCUAUGGAAUUUUUUAUAGCACAUCUUUUCCGUUCGUUAAUGGUUGUGACUUUGUUUAUGCAAAGGGUAGAUUCAAAUGAAAUUUUGGGACUGAAGAUCCCAUUUGAUCCAAUUCUCAAUGCAAAUACGGUGUGCUUGACUCUCCCUGGUUUGACACGACGGCAACUGGAUGUUUGCAUGCGGAAUCCGGAUGUCACAGCAUCUGCAAUUCAAGGGAUCCAGAUUGCUAUCCAUGAAUGCCAGCACCAGUUUAGAGGUCACAGGUGGAACUGCUCCAGUCUCGAAACAAGGAACAAGAUUCCAUAUGAGAGUGUCGUUUUCAGCAGAGGCUUCAGGGAGAGCGCCUUUGCAUAUGCCAUUGCGGCAGCAGGUGUGGUCCAUGCAGUGUCCAAUGCCUGCUCCAUGGGGAAGCUGAAAGCCUGCGGCUGUGAUGAGAAAAGGAGAGGGGAUGAAGAGGCUUUUCGGGUCAAGUUGAACCGGCUGCAGCUUGAAGCCAUAAACCGAGGGAAAGGCAUGGUUCAUGGUGUCAUGGAGCACAUCCCAGCUGAUGCCCCUGGGCCCCAGGACUCUUGGGAAUGGGGGGGCUGCAGUCCCGAUGUGGAAUUUGGAGAAAGGUUUUCUAAGGACUUUCUGGAUUCGAGAGAAACAUACAAGGAUAUCCACGCAAGGAUGAGACUUCACAACAAUAGAGUUGGCAGGCAGGUGGUGAUGGACCACAUGAAGAGGAAAUGUAAAUGCCAUGGAACAUCGGGAAGCUGUCAACUAAAAACCUGUUGGCAGGUUACACCGGAGUUCAGAGUUGUUGGGUCCCUUCUCAAGGAGAGGUUCAAGAUAGCGACACUAAUCAAAGCCCACAACAGAAACACGGGCCAGGUAGAACAUGCCCACCCGCCACAUCGACGGAGGGCCAGCAUCAACGAGCUGGUCUACUUCGAAAAGUCGCCCGAUUUUUGCGAGAGACAGCCGGAGUCGGAUUCUGCUGGGACACAGGGAAGAAUCUGUAAUAAAACCAGCACAGAGAUGGACAAUUGUGAAAGUCUCUGCUGUGGAAGAGGGCAUAACAUCUUGCAGCAGACCAGAAGUGAAAGGUGCAAUUGCAAGUUUCACUGGUGUUGUUAUGUCGUAUGUGAGGAGUGCAGAAUAACAGAAUGGGUUAGUGUUUGCAAAUAGUAAUAAAAAAAAAACAUUUCAUACCAAGGGAAGUGACAUGUAUGGACUGCUAGACACUCUUUCCUUUGCUGUGGACUGCCAUUUCCAUUUUUAGAUUUGGAAGCACAAAAUAUGACUGGAACAUGUGCAAGUGGAAAGUACAUGUGCAAUGUACACAGCAUGAAUUAUAACACUAGAAUAUGGAUUGAUUCUUUAAAUCUGCACUGUGUUUUUUUAAGUGUUCUUAAGUUAAAUAAUUUAAAUAAAACAAUACUUUUUAUCAAGAACUGAGCACUACUUAGUAUUUAAAUAGGGUUCUAAAAUGAAAAAAAUGUAUAAAUUGUUGAAAGGUGUUGUACGUAACAUGUAUUUUACAAAGCAAUGGACUGGGAUUAUGAUACUGUAAAAGAGGAAUAUGACUAAACAAGCAGACAUGGAACAGCAGGUAUGGCCAUCUAUGGAAUCUGCCUUCCUUGUUUGUAAUGUAUUCCCAACACCCCAACACAAAAGCCUGUAAUUUAAUAAAUUCACACAAAUAUAAACCACACAUAUUUGUUUAGAAGGCAUUUAUAGAAACUAAAUUACGUACUGCAAUACUUUGUCACCAAAGUGUUUUUGUUUUUAGUUUGGCAGAUGUUUUUAUUAUCCAAAGCAUCAAGCUUUGUUCAGGAAAUCUCAGAAAGUAAGUUGAUGCGCCCAGUUGCUUUAAUGGAAUUAAACGUGUAGAGGGCCAGGCUAUUGAAAAAUGCAGUUUCAGAGUUUGCAGAUUUAACCCCACAUGAAAGAUGAAUGUGCUAGUAUGGGACUUCGGAUCUUUCUUCCACUUUAACAAGGUUACAGAGCUAUCAGAUGUGGCAUUUUCCCUUUGAAGAUUUCUCCAUACAGUUUCUCUCAAAGAUUACAUAAUACCCGUUGACGUUUAUUGUACAGAAAUGAAGUAAGUAACCUGUCGGUGGCAAAAUCUGUGAAUUCUGGGAUUGCCUUUUAUGGAACCUGGUUUGUACUGUACAUGACCUUUAUUUUGACGAUAUAAUGUGUAACCAUUUGGGAAUAAUAAACAAGGGAUUGUUGGAUGUAACUAUAUAGUUACUUUGUAUAUCAAAGACAUUCAAGAAAACAGGAUCUAUGUCUAUGGACUGUGAGCACGUGUCCUUGUUAUGCAAUUUAAUCAUUUGCACAGCUCUGACAUAUUUUCUGCAGUACAAACUGAGCAAUGGACUACAGAGUUUGGUGGGUUAAAAAAACCCAUGAUGCCUCAGAGAACAGUUCAUCAUUGUAUGAGUUUUUGUUUUCACUUUGUCAAGUUUAUUGUACUAUAACUUAUUUUAUUUUGUGAAUAACCUAUUAUUUGUAAACCUAAAUGUCUUGAGUGAAAAUACUGGUAAGUAUUAAAGGGAUUUAAAUGGUGACAAUGUUUAAAUGGUGUUGUUUCGUAAAACAAAUGAUCCAAAUCUGCGUUUUUGGAAAAUAAAUAUUGACCUUGUUUUUAUACAAAUUUUUUAUCAUGUUUGGCUUAUAAACUUGCAGUACUUAAAAUGGCAUUUAAAAUUUAAAUGUAAAGUAUACAGUUAGUGUGUUGUAUACGGCAAAACAUAAAUAUUUCUUUACAUGUAUAUUUAAAUGAAAUUUUAAAAUCUAUCCAAUUUUAAAAUAUAAAAUGUUUACCAUUUAAAAAAAUAUAGUGCCUUUUAAAUCCAAAAUUCAUUAGAUCCCCAUAUUUGUAUUGCUCAUCUGUAUGUCUGUGAAAAGGUCAUUGCUUUUCCCUUAAAGCUGUAUAGACGGUAGCAUUCCUAUUUGAAAUUGGAUCAAAAAGGCUGAUACAUAUCCAACAACCAUAAAAAGACUAAUAAAGUGAGACCUGUAUUUUCAAAAUAAAUAUGCAUACCAUUCUGACAUUAACAUUAGGCUCUCCACGAUGUAGUAAAUCAAUUUCUGUAUAAUUGUCCUUUAUUUACAGAUUUAAUAUAUUGUUUCUUUUGAUCAUUGAAUUUAAAACUACUUUUGUUAAAGACAACAAUAUAGAACUUCCAGGUAUCCUUGAGGAAAUUAACAGUCCGCUGAAGAAGAUGAAGAAACGUAUCAGCUGGAGAAGGCAGUGGGGUAUGAUAUGCACAGUGUGAUGUGCUGAGGUAUGUAGACAUGAAAACAUCUUUUUGACUGAGAGAUGAAUUCACAUGCAGGCAUAUACUGUAGUUGCCUUUCCACUAAAAUUUUAUUUUCGAAUAAACUCUUUCAAAAACUAAACCAGUGA
Molecule: messenger RNA, 3826 nt
Organism: Lepisosteus oculatus (spotted gar)
Lineage: Eukaryota; Metazoa; Chordata; Actinopteri; Semionotiformes; Lepisosteidae
Gene: wnt10a
Product: wingless-type MMTV integration site family, member 10a
Biological process (GO): multicellular organism development; cell fate commitment; canonical Wnt signaling pathway
Cellular component (GO): extracellular region
Molecular function (GO): cytokine activity; frizzled binding
Source: RefSeq, a predicted model, not a curated record